AUGUUAGGCGGUGAUUUCAGACAGACCCUACCGGUCAUUCCACAAGGUAGUAGAGCUGAUACUGUAUUAGCUUCGAUAAGCCAUUCAUAUCUAUGGAAUAGCUGCCACAAGUUCUCUUUGAAAACAAAUAUGCGAGUCAAUCAGGAUGAGAAAGAAUUUUCUGAGUGGCUUCUCAAAGUCGGGGAAGGUCGUCUAGAAUCGGGACAAGCAUAUGAGGAUGAUGGCUACCAUGACCAAUUCAUAGAUAUCGAUGAAUCUUUGAUUUGUUGGAGUUUUGUUGACCCAUUAGAAGGAGUUGUUGAUGCCGCAUAUGGACCGAUAAGCAGCCCGAUGAAUUCCCAGACUUCCUAUACCGAUAAAGCUAUCCUCACUCCCCGUAAUGAAACCGUCAAUGAAAUCAAUGUUUACACCAUCUCACGGACCGACGGGGUAUCAAGGGACUACUUCAGCUCAGACAGCUUUGAGUUAUCAGAUACUACAUCAGAUCAAAAUGAUACACUAUACGCCGUUGAGUAUCUCAACUCAUUGGAAUUCUCGGGUCUGCCUUCGAACAAACUUACUCUGAAAGUUGGUGCCCCAGUUAUGCUUCUCAGAAACAUAAAUAAAAAAAUGGGAUUAUGCAAUGGUACGCGAAUGAUCCUAACACACGUUGGCGAACGCGUUCUGAAGGCCGAGAUAACCACUGGCUCACACAUUGGAAAAGAGGUCAUGAUCCCAAGGAUUGUACUUUUGUAUGAUGAAACAAAGUUACCGUUCACAUUACGGCGUCGGCAGUUUCCUAUCAGAUUGUGCUACGCAAUGACAAUCAACAAAAGUCAAGGCCAGAGCUUAAAAGAGGUCAUCUUAUAUCUGCCUAAACCGGUUUUCUCUCAUGGUUAA
Brassica napus (rape) is the source of this 879-nucleotide messenger RNA. RefSeq lists its product as uncharacterized. Gene Ontology annotation, biological process: DNA repair; telomere maintenance. NCBI's taxonomy places the organism in Eukaryota, Viridiplantae, Streptophyta, Magnoliopsida, Brassicales, Brassicaceae. The transcript has a single exon. The coding region runs from base 1 to 879 and encodes 292 amino acids. Gene Ontology annotation, molecular function: DNA helicase activity. The record is from RefSeq and is a predicted model, not a curated record.